AUGUCUACGUUUACAUUUUCAUGGCCUGCUGGUCCUCAAGAAGUUAUCCUUACCGGUACCUUUGAUAACUGGUCAAAGACCCUCUUCUUAGUCAAGCAAGCAGACGGUUCUUUUGAAUUGACCGUUCCAUUACCAUCCUCAGACGAACCUCUCCUCUACAAGUACGUUGUAGACGGCGAAUGGGUUGUUUCUCAAAGCCAGAAAAUCUCCAAGGACGAAUCUGGUAACGAAAACAAUGUCAUUGACAAAGAUGACUUGGUUUCAGCAAGUACCAAGGGUAGUGUCAUCCCAGAAUCUGGUUUACCAAUUGCUGCAGUAGCUGGUGCUACCGCUGUCGGAGGAUCUGACCUUAAGACCACUGUCUUACCAAAGGAAGAGCCAUCCCACCCAACUAUCGCUGGUGAACCAGGUAUUGUUAUUCCUAAAGACCCAGAAGCCUUGGAAGCUUUCAAGACCGUAAGCGAUGUUGACCCAAAGACUUUGAACGGUGAAACUGAGCCAGAACUUUCUGCUGAAGAAAAGAAGAAGCAAAAGAAGAAGGUAAAGAAGAGCAAGUACAAGGCUAAGAAGAAGAGUGCCAAGACUGGUACCGAAGGAACUAGUACUGAAGAACAAACUCCAGAACCUGAAGCUCCUGUUGCUGCUGCUGAAAUUGCUGCCGUUCCUGCUGCUGUUGCUGCUACUGAAACUCCUGCAGCUCCAGCAUCUGAUGAUGCUACCGUUGCUGCCAAGACUGCUGUAGAAAAUGCUAAGGUUGAAGAACCGGUUCCUGAACCAGUCGUCGAAGAACCGGUCGCUGUUGCUGCUGAACCAGCCAGUGAUGCUGGUGUUCACACUUUAGAUCCAAAGGCUCACCAAGCUGACACUAGUGCUGAAAACAUUCCAGAACCAACUAUCGAAGAACACCCAGCUCCAAGUAUUGAGAAGACUUCAGCUCCUGUUUUACCAGAGUCUGUACUUCCACUUACUGAGGAGAAGGAAGUUGAUGCUUCCCCAGUUACCAAGACCGAAGAAGUCGAAGAAACACCAGUUGCAGCACCAGUUGCUGAACCAGCUGUCGCUGAAGGAAAGAAGGAAAUUGUUGAUGAUGAAGAAAUUGUUGUUACUCAAGGUGGUGAUAUUAACAACUUGAAGGAGGCUCUUGCUGCCACUGAAGGUGACGUCACCAUCGAAGAAAUCAAGCCUACUGAAUCCGAAGCUGAAAGAUUAACCAAGGAAGCCAACAUUCCAAAGGAAACAGCUGCUAAGCCAGAAAAGGUGGCUGCUCCAGCUCCAGCUAAGAAAGAAGUAGCAAAGAAGACAGAAAAGAAGGAAAAGAAGGGAUUCUUAUCGAAGUUAAAGAAGAUCUUCAAGUAA
Messenger RNA from Dujonia railenensis, 1356 nucleotides. The record is from the annotation of a GenBank genome assembly. Lineage: Eukaryota; Fungi; Ascomycota; Pichiomycetes; Serinales; Debaryomycetaceae.